AGAACGCAAAUCUCGUGUUGGAGGAAGCCACUCCGAGUAAGUCCGUGGAUGACGAGUGGUAGGCUGAGCAUCACCUCUCCCAAUUGAACAGCGUUGACACUUUGUGCCCUGACUGAGUCAGUCCUAUUACACGUGUUGAUGUGUACAGCCCUCCGACACGUAGUGUCUUUUAUGUAAUACACGCAGCCGCUGCUGAGUGACACAAACAUCCGUAAGCGCGUGAGCCUCAAUGUGGCUUUUUUUUUGUGGUAAGCAUCGUUUUCUCUUUUCUUCAGUUCUCUGUCCGUUACCCGCCCCUCCGUUGUGCCCCUGUGACUUCCUGUCGGAGAGGCUGCCUCUGCUCGAUCGGACGGGCCAGCAAAUCGCUUCCGAGCAGCCCCAUCGUCUUUUCAUUUUCUCGCAUCUACCAUCGUACGUGGUGGAAAUAGCAUGUGACGGUUUUCUUUUGUGCAUAUAUUUAUCUACUCAGACGCCCCUCUCAUUUUGAUUUGACUUAGCAAUGCCAAAAAUACCGCUCGCCGUCGUUUCCACUUCAUCCGACGACUCCGAUGGCUCCGACGGUGACUUGGCCACCAACUUCCGUGGAACCAACUGGACAGUGCUGAACAUGGCCAGCAUUGAGUCUUUCCCCUUCUCCGAGGUGUCCCAUCAACCCUAUGGGAUGGAGUCGACCUUUCUCGACUCUACUCCGCACGGCCCCUCCAACCUGCGGCUGCGCGGCUCAGCUUCUGGCGCACAGGAUAUGGCGUCGAACGUUCUCAAAGCCAGUCCACGAAGCCCUCGGCCACUCUAUACGCAGGACCUGCACUCCCGCUCGUAUCUGCAAACACUGUUCAAUGCGACGCACUCACGCGACAGCAAUAGCCUCAACAGCACUAUUACCUCUGCUGUUGCGGUCGCUGCGAAGAAGAAUGGAGUCGUCAGCCCUGCCACACCCCCGGCAAAGGUUCCUCCCGCGAUGUGGGCUGUCAAGCAUACAACAGACCUCUCAACGAACUCUGCCGUGCCGGGGCCACCGCCGAUGUCGCGUCGAGCACGCAAGGUGAAGCCCGUCUCACGCCGGACACGCUUGCUGCAGGUCGGCGUACCGCAGUGGCGCGACAACGACAGCGAUAUGGAGCUGCUGGUGCGGCGCGAAGUCAGCAAGAACCUACCAGCCAGCCCGGCGGUGACAGAGAAGUCUGCGGUGCUGUCGUUGAGCUCCUCUAGCGACUCGGAGGGGCUCACGCCGCCUCCGCCGUGGGUGGAGUCUUCUCCGGUGCACAACGGUGGCACGGACAAAGCAGAAGCGCUGAAGAGCGCAGAGGCAACGAAACUCGCGGCAGCAAAGGCGCCGGCAGCAGAAGCAGCGAAGGUAGGAACCGAUGCUGCCGACGGUGCGCUAGGGUCCGUCAAACUGAAAGACAAGAAGCCGCCUCUAUUAACGACCGCGACUCGUCUACCAUUGCAAAAGAGCAGCGUCUCAUCGCUUGGCGAGGCCAGUGCUGCGCCGCCGCCCUUUGCACAUACACAACCGCAAUGUGUGUCCGCUGCUUCCGCGAACAGCGACGCUCAUCGUACGUCUUCUCCUUCAAAGCCGUCUCCGACGCAACCGGAUGCGAUCCAGCAUUCCGCCGUGCCCGCUACGUCGACCGCCGCGGCCCAAAACAACGUUGCCUUUUCUCCUUUAAGAGAGGCAGGCCGCGUAGCCCUGUCCGCGACACGGCGUAUCGUUCCCAUCGCUAAAGAACAACAAGACAAACUCUCCAAAGCAUCCACCGCCGCUUCCUCCGCCAUGCCUGUGCAGACGAGGAGCAACAAUCGUGGGGAGAUCGUUGUGCGCUCUAGCCCGGAUGCAAAUGGAGAUGAAGUGUCCUCGCGUGGUUUGCCUUCACGGCGAGUGGAGCCGAAGCGUUCGAUUGACCUCCCAGGAAGUAGCCAUGCAAAGGCCAUCGGUGAUUCGAGCGGCGCUGCGGUUCUCCCGCCGGUCUCUCCUUCUUCCGCUGGUGUUGUCCGCGGGUCCGUCCCUACUAGCGCCACCCACGCCCCGGCACCGAACGUAGCUGCCUCUGUUGACUCUCCGCACUCGGCGAAGCGCGAGCAGUGGCGUCGCAAUGGGCACCAGCAAUUGUCGCCAACGCAGUCAAAGGACACAGAUGAGCACGAGACGGUCUCCGGCUUGGUUGAGACCGUCGUCGUGCACCCACAAGUCCGUUAUCCGGCGCACAAGCCACUCAUCACGUCGCCAAUCGAGUCGACGGCGCUUCCCUUUCCAAGCAUAGAAGGUAGACGGAGUCUCGAUAAUGUGAGGAACUCAUUCCCCGCUCUCUCCCCGCAGCAGCUCGCCUCGGCCACUGCGGAGAUGCCACUGCAUGCGGGGCGAAGAGCGGAGAACGUGGUGCCUUUCGUGGACGUCUCACCGGCCCAGCACUCCGACGUCAGCGACGCCCUUCACACGACGGACUCGAUGCACACCGCGUCCACCCUCGUCACGGACUCCCCGCCCACGCUGCGGCCGCAGACACGCGCCUUCACGGAGAAGGCGGACCUCGCGCCGAGCUCCUCCAGCUUCGUGUCGCCGUCGAGCAGGGCAGCGGCGGAGCGACUCGUCACCUUCGUCCGCGCCGUCUCCGACCCGGAGGUGCUGCACGUCAUACACGAUUACUUGGUGGAGCACAAGCGGACUAAUCCGCGCUACCGCCUCGCCGCCACGGCCUGUGAGGAGCUGCUGGAGCGGAAGGAAGAGCUGCUGAAGACGCAGGAGCCGCAGCUGGCGAAGGCGGACGACACGUCGCGCCGCGGUGUGUGCGACCACGCCACCGAAGCAGAGUCAUUCAUGCUGGACGUGACGCAGACGGAGGAUGCAAAAGAGGCGACGAACAGGGCAGCAGAGCUUCAGCGGCUCUUAGCGGAGAUCGCCGCCGAGCAGCAGGACCAAGGGCACGACCCCGACGCGGACGAGUUCGAUGACUUCAACUUCUUUGACACGCCGUACCCCACUCAGGGCCACUUCAGCUUUGGUCAGCCGACCGUCUCCGGCGUUGUGUCGCGCGUCUUCGCGGAAGGCAUGCUCUUCAAGAUCAAGACCGUCAACGGGGAGUACUACUUCUACAACGACACCCUCCACGAUGUAAUGAUGGUGCGGGUGCAGUGCGUGCUGCGCGGCACCGAGGUGAUCAACGAGCGCGCCAUGCUCGCCCCGGUGGAAGGGUCGAGAGAAACGGAGGUCACCAUCGCGGUGCUGCCGGAGGAGACGAACUUCUUCAUGAGCGGCGUGUCACACCUCCCGCACUUCAUGGCGAAGCGAGUCGCCGUGCCACCCGACUACGUCUCUCCGUCCGUCACGCAGUCGCUGCGGAAGAUCAACGCCGAGAUCAACAGCGUACGCAAGGCGCUGGGCAAGUGGAGCCGCGCCUCGGAUCAGGAUGCGUUUCUCAAGUGCUGUCUGAAGAACCACCUGAGGUUUACGGACCUCACCUUCCGCCCCUGUGCGGAGAGUCUCUCGCGGCGCGACUGGGAUGCGGUGGCGAUUCCACCCGUGACGUGGCGCAGGCCGGAGGAGUACGUCUACCUCCCCGAGGUGUCGCAGGUGCGUCUGUUCCGUGGUGAGAUCUCGUGCUUUCUGGUGAAGCAGGGCGAGCUGAGCAACCACACCGUCGUGGCCGCCAUGGCCGCCGUGGCGCAGUUCCCGCAGCACGUGCGGUGGAUGUUUCGCCACCCGGUCAGCGCCGACGUCGGCAAGAUGGAGCGCGCCGAGGGGUGCUACCGCGUGACGCUGCUGCACAACGGCUGGUGGAAGACGUACGUGAUUGACGACUACGUGCCGGCCUCGCAGACGGGCCCGCUCUUCGCCAGCUGCGCCGAGGAUCCGCGGCGACUGUGGGUGCCGCUGCUGGAGAAGGCCUACGCGAAGUGUCUCGGAUCGUACGCGGCGACCUGCGUCGUUGAUGCAAUGGAGGCGAUGGGCGACUUCACCGGGUUUCCGGCGCGCUACCUCGACGCGCAGUGGGCCGCGGCGCAGUCGAAACCGACGGAGGCGCCGUCCCGCACCCUCUUUAGCUACGUGAACCGCGUCGUGCGGGCGGGGUGCACGGUGCUGCUUUUCACCCCCGCCGCGUCCGAUGCGCAGUCGAAGAAGACGGUGGACUUCUCCAGAAAGCGCUUCUCGCGGCUGCUGCCCGUGAAGGGCGUCAUGCCGCAGUUCCUGCCCGGUCACAUCUACUUCCUGCACGACGUCGCCUUCUACGAAGAGCUGGACCUCCGCAUGGCGCAGCUGAAGAACCCGUGGACGUGGGAGACGAAGAACAAGAUGUACUGCGAGAAGAAGUGGAAGUACACGACCUGGUACGACCGCCCGGACGUCAGCAUGAGUGCGAUAGGUUCUGCAUUGGGCUCUUCUGGCACCCUCAUCUCCGUAUCCAGUUCUGAGCGAAGAGCGGCCGGUGCAAAGGCGGGGAUGACGAAAGAGGAAAGCCUGAAAAACGACCGCAAAGGGACGAUGUGGGUGGAGUGGGGCGAGGUGCUGGCCGCCUUCGCUGGCGGCGGUGUGUGCUACACCCUCUGGAACUACCACCGCUACCGCACCAGGAACUCAUUUGUGAAUGGACGGCCCCGCUUCGUGCUGGAGGUGCGGACGCGACGUAAAAUCGAGCUGUUCGUCACGCUGUCCCUCGAGACGGUGAGCGAGACGCUGGACAGCUACGGCACCGUCGUCGCGUCCCACCCAACCCCGCUACACGGAACAGCCAUGUCGGUCGUCCGGCGGGUGUCAAAGCAGUCUGCCCGCGUCGUCAGUGAGUCCUGCGAGGACGUGGAGAGCAUUGCGGCGCGCCGCACCUACGUGGUCGCCAAGGACGUGUCCAUGAAGCUCAGCAUCGACCCACGCGUGGCGGACGGCACGGUGCUCGUGGUGCCCUUGCUGAACCCGCAGGCAGUGGAAGAGAUGGCAGCGGCGGCAUCCGCUAAAACCGGUGGUGGCAGUAGCGAUGGCAGUGCCUCUGCUGCGUCCCAGGCCCAAACCGAGGUGCGAUUUGUGCUCUCCGUCGUGAGCGACGCCGUGGCAGGAGACGGGGAGGACUUGACCAUCAGUUUUGUGUCGAUGCGGCGCAGCUGCGGCGUCUUCACGGACUCCACCGCACCCUUCGAUCUGGAGAGCACCUCGCGUGUGACCUCGCUCUAUCAAAUCUGCACGGAGAGGGGGGUGACGACGCUCGAAGGGAACCGCAUCUGCGACGCCGUGUCCGGGCAGCAACCUUCUUGA
This is a messenger RNA of Leptomonas pyrrhocoris, 5239 nucleotides long. RefSeq names its product putative calpain-like protein. The transcript has a single exon. The record is from RefSeq and is a predicted model, not a curated record. Gene Ontology annotation, molecular function: calcium-dependent cysteine-type endopeptidase activity. Gene Ontology annotation, biological process: proteolysis. Bases 500 to 5239 code for a protein of 1579 amino acids. Lineage: Eukaryota; Euglenozoa; Kinetoplastea; Trypanosomatida; Trypanosomatidae.